CCAUGUUUCUUUUAUUUAAACGAGCUAAACACAUUUGUAUGAUUUUUAAUCUAAUUAAAACAAAUUCUCUCUCGCUGUCCUUAGAUGCAGAAAGAUUUACUGUCAGUGUAUUACAGGGAUUUGUCGGAAUUGCUUGUUUAGAUUAUCGGGGUAGCAGUGCAGCGCUGGAGCAUCAUCAGUCUGCAGAGUUUGCUCCUCCUAACUAGCCGCGUUAGCACAUUGUUAUUAGCAAUAUAGCCGAGUGAAGCUUCAUUAGACCGACUUGGCUAGCACGAAGAAACAGAACUAGGAGGUAGAAACUAGAUUAGUUACUGAAACUCUCAAGAGCAUUCAUUGCAAGCAACUUCUUUGAGUUGGCACCAAAGCAGGGUCUCAUCCCAGGAUAUGUGGGCUAUUCGUCACAAAUUUGGUGAUGACUUUGUAGGUUUCUGGACUGCACAACAUCUUGUUCAAGAAACCAGCUUGAUAUGAUCUGAGCUUUAUGACAUGGUGCAUUAUCCUGCUGGAAGUAUCAUGCAGAAAAUGGGUAUAAUGUGGCCAUAAAGUAAUGGAUUGCAUCAAAAUCCAUUACUCAUUUGGCAAGAGUCGCACACUGUGCCAAGAUAAUAUUCCCCCACACCAUUGUACAACCACCCCUUCUACCUUUGAUACCUGAUAGAUUGCAUUUUUGCUUUCAUGCAUGUCUAAUUCUGACUGUAUUAUCUGAAUGUUUAAGCUCAAAUCAAAGUUUUUCCAAUUUGUUUUGUCCCAGUUUGGGUGAGCCUAAGGGUAAAUGAUAGCCUCACUUUCCCUUUCUUAGCUACUAUAUCAAAAUGAACCCGGACGCACAACAGAGGAUCGGCUUUAUUGGUGCAGGAAACAUGGCUUUUGGCAUUGCAAAGGGGAUGUUGUCAGGAAAUGUUCUACCGGCAAACAUCAAAGUUAGUGCACCAUCCUCUACAAAUUUAGGACGAUUCCAGGAACUUGGCAUUUCUGUGACACACUCCAACACUGAUGUGGUCUGUGUGUCAGACGUGGUGUUUGUCGCCGUCAAGCCUCAUAUGAUUCCACGUGUUCUCGUUGAAGUCUCUCAGCACAUCACAAAGAAACAGAUAAUCGUGUCGGUUGCCGCCGGAGUGACGCUAGCUAUGUUGGAGGAGCUCCUCCCAGAAAACUCGAUUGUCAUCAGGCUGAUGCCUAACCUUCCCUGUCUGGUUCAAGAGGGGGCCCUCUUGUUUGCACUGGGCACCAACGCAAAAGGGGAGGAUGGCGCUCUACUUCUCAGCUUGUUGCAUUGCUGUGGUUUGGUGGAGGAGGUGCCUGAGGCCUGGAUCGAUGUCCACACAGGGCUGAGCGGGAGCGGAGUCGCUUUUGUGUAUCUUUUUGCAGAAGCGCUGGCAGAAGGAGCUGUUAAAAUGGGCAUGCCAAGUGCUCUGGCUCACAGCAUCGCAUCCCAAACUGUUCUGGGUGCUGGGAAAUUGCUACGCGAUUCUGGGAAACAUCCAGCUCAGCUUCGGGCUGAGGUCUGCACCCCGGGUGGAACAACCAUCUACGGGCUUCACACACUGGAGCAGGGAGGCGUGAGGGCGUCUGUCAUGAGUGCGGUGGAAUCAGCCACUCAGAGAGCAAGGGAGCUUGGGAAAAAAUAGGCAGCAGGAAGGGUCCGUGUGUCAGUAUACCUUUUUAAGAACUACAUCUUGAACUUUAACCAUGGAAAGUCUUAAAAAUAAGAUGGCUGUUUUUUUUUUAUUAUUUAUUUUUUUAUAUUUCAUAACUUGAUAUUGUAAUAAUAAAAAAAAAAUCAUAAUCUUGAUUAAAAAAAAACACAUCUUACACCUUCGUUGGAUCUUUCAAAGGAUGGACUUCUUAUGUUUCACUUUGUGUGAUGGUAAAUAAAAGAAAAUCUGUUGGAUCACAAGUUUAAUGUCUGCAUUAACAUGCAGAAUAAUCCUUCCCUUAAAUGAGGGUAGAUAUGCAUAAUGAGAUGUUCAUAAAUAAAUAAUAUUGUGAUAGAGAAUAAUUAUAUUUGCCUUAC
This is a messenger RNA of Poecilia latipinna (sailfin molly), 2014 nucleotides long. RefSeq names its product pyrroline-5-carboxylate reductase 3 (gene pycr3). Bases 813 to 1628 code for a protein of 271 amino acids. Gene Ontology annotation, biological process: L-proline biosynthetic process. Gene Ontology annotation, molecular function: pyrroline-5-carboxylate reductase activity. The transcript has 7 exons. NCBI's taxonomy places the organism in Eukaryota, Metazoa, Chordata, Actinopteri, Cyprinodontiformes, Poeciliidae. The record is from RefSeq and is a predicted model, not a curated record.